AUGGAAUCGCCGGAUCGUGUCCAUCGAAAUCUUGAUCAUGGGCCUCGCAGUUAUACUGACCAAGUCCUGAAAAUACUGAAAGACAAAGCUACAACGGGACGGAAAUUUUGUCCUCAAGAUGCGAAUGAAUGCCAAUCUGAAUCGAUUGCCUUCACCCAAGGAAGCCGACGCGGUAGUAAGGGUUCAUUCAAACGUGGUGGUCCGUCCUCAGGGCUGCACCGACAUGCGAAAUACGCAGCUGAGCAACCCGCCGACCGAGUGAAACCAGAGAGCCAGGCCCCCAAGCGCUUACUCAAGAGAAAGACUGCCGGCGAUAUUGAAAUUCUCAAAGAGGAGAUGGAGGAUGUUAAGAAGACGCUUGCAUCUCUUCAAUCGCUUUUGACUGAGCGAUACAAAAAAAAGCGGGUGUCUUUUGCAGAGGAUCUCCACUGA
Molecule: messenger RNA, 432 nt
Organism: Penicillium canescens
Lineage: Eukaryota; Fungi; Ascomycota; Eurotiomycetes; Eurotiales; Aspergillaceae
Exons: 3
Coding region: 1-432 (143 amino acids)
Source: RefSeq, a predicted model, not a curated record